Pseudo-nitzschia multistriata is the source of this 2379-nucleotide messenger RNA. Lineage: Eukaryota; Bacillariophyta; Bacillariophyceae; Bacillariales; Bacillariaceae. The record is from the annotation of a GenBank genome assembly.
UCCCUUCUCUGCGUAUCGUACUGUACAGUACCGGUACGCUUGUGGAUCCAAACACCGCGACGACAACUGACAGACGCAACCAUUGGGAAUCCCAGUUAAAGCAAGAGAUACUUCCUCAAUCAUGCCCAGGAUCGAUGACAGUAGCGACGAAGCAGAAUAUGAAGAGGAGGAAGUCGAAACCCCAAGCCGGAAACGCCGGGCAUCUCGCGGAGUGGUGACUUACAACGAAGACUAUGACGAUGAGGAGGAGGAAGAAGAGGAGGAGGAUGACGACGACGACGACGACGAUGAUGAUGAUGAUAUUCCGCUCGCUGCCUUGAAGAGCAAAUCGCCGGCGAAAAAGAAGAAAACCGAAGCCAAAGCCAAAACCACCAAAGCGAAAGCCAAAGCCAAAACACCCGCCAAGAAGAAGAAAGCCACCCCAAAAGCGUCUGCCUCAAAAUCCACUGCGUCGGGGAGCAGCACCAAGGACGAUUACAGCUACCCAUCGUUUGCAUUGUACGGGACCGAAUCCCUCAAGGGAAAACUCAUUCAGAAUCUCUUGUGCCGAUGGUGGUAUGCCAUUGCCUGGCCGGAUCCGUCGGCCAUCCCGAAGGAACCCCCGACGGACUACGAUGCAAUGGAUGGGUUUCCCGGGGUAUUCAUUUGCACACAGGGGGAAGAAGUGGGGACCAUUAAGGACUUUCGAGACAAGGAAAACACUCCGUGUUUCAACAACUUUGCCCGAAAGUCGUCGGAGGAGCUGAAGGAGUUGCUCGUGGAGGCCAUCAACGAACAGAAGCGGCAACUCGUUCAGGCAGAGGGCACGGGGACUGCCACCGAAAAGGAAUUGGACACCAUGCUCAAGUGGGCCAAAAAGGUAAACGCAAAAAAGGCCGAUACGGAAGCGGCAAAGAUCCUCAAGGCCAACAAAUUAUCGAUUCCCGCUUGAUCACGAAUAACCAUCGCUACUCUGCCGAAUCACGACAUAAAUUGGAAUAAAGAUCUGAACCGAAACGGCAGAAGUAUGAUAUCGUAAAAACAAGGUCCAAACCAUAUGGGAAAACGCUAAACGUAGGCAUCAACAAUUAAUGUACGAGAAACACAUUAGUCAAAAAUCCUCCCGUGUUCGUAAACCGGAUUUUAUGUUUGACUCCGUAGAUAACAAUAAACUCCGAGGAUGCACCAUUCUAUUUUGCAACUGCGAUUGCUCAAACCAUCGAUGCAGUAUUGCCAUCGAGACUAUUUCGCAAUGUCCAAUGCAUGAACUUCACAGAAUGCUAGCUUCCUCUUCUCGACGAAGGUCGGGUCGCAGCGCAUUUCGAGCGCCGAGAAGGGUAUACGAUGCCGCUUCUGUAGCACCGGUCAGCGGGGCCACCAGCAGGACAGGGAUGCCUUUGAUCACACUCGUCACGGCGCCGGUCAAACCAUUCCGCAGGUACUCGCGAUAGGGUACCACGACAACCUUGUAGUUCGCGGCACUAAAUCCCCGGGUAAGGCUCGUGGCAGCGUGGAGUCGUGCAUCGCCAAUCCCCUUUGGAAUCGAAAGGGGGCGAGAUGGCAACGGAUCGGUCACGUCGUUUUGACCCCUGCCUCCUCCCAAAGAAUCAGCCAUGAGAUUUGCUGCAAUUCUUGUCAAGCCAGAUGUCGUUGCCAGCGUUUGGAAAACUACGGUUUCCGCCAGAGAUUUCAUUCCUUUCUUCAUUGCCUUGUGGAUGCUGUCUCCUUCCUUGAAUGCUUCGUAAGGAAGCACAACAAGAUCUGUUAGUCCUUGUCCAACGUCUGUGAACGGCUCAAAAGGGCGAGCGCUGGUGAGAAAUUUGUGGAGCUGGGUAGCACAUAUUUCUUGAAUCCAUUUUGACACUACUUCACCGAACACCGAUCCCAUUCCAACACUAUUUUCCACAGUGACUUCAUCGAGGGCAAUUACCAUCCUUUGGAUCGGACUCAGAUUGACGAGUUCGACAAUGCUACCAUCCCGAAGAGCUUCCACAUCGACCCGGAUUGGGGUAUAAUCCACCUUGACUUUCCAGGGUUUUAUCUUGAAAGUUUUAAACAAAGGUGGUGGGACUAGAUGAAGUCUCGAAGACCACUUCUCUGGUCCGGCAUCCCUCCCAUCUACAUCCAUGCCUUCAUUAUUGAAAAACGCUUUCAUAAACGAGAUCGCACGUUGGUCCAGGAGGCACCUCAUCGGCAUGAGUUGCACGGUAAUGUUGGCUUCGUCGCUUGCAAGCUCGUCAUCCUUCGUUACUUUGCUACUUGGUGCCCAUGUUGCCAUACUUAACAUCAAUGUGCCAAACCGAGUGUCACGGGGGUGUUCAUAGUCGUUACUCCAUUCACCUAUCAUUUUGAUAGGUCUGGAAUGACUAACUGUUUCAGCGAUAAAUAAGUUCGAUACAG